CUAAAGGUGAAUCUAAGUAGGGCAAUUUUAGUUCAUUGCUUGGUGUUUGAAAUGAAGGACAAGGAAAAAACGACAACAGACAGUUUGCCCGAAAAGAAAUUGGAUGAGAAUUACAUAUACGGAAAGUGGGGUCCAUAUCAGGUUGUUCAGGCAGCUAUAUGUUUCUUCAAUAUAUGGCCAACAGGAUUUCAACUGUUGAUAGGAGUUUUCAUUGGUUACCGACCAGCUUUUCAAUGUGCAAUUCCCGAGACAGACAGCAAGGAUGUAAAAAACGAUUCGAUUUACAUAAUUUACGACAAAUGUCACAUCAAAACAUUUCUUAACAACACAAACCAAGGGAGACCUUACCUGAUAAACCAGACAGCGUGUAUUCAUGGAUUUCAGUACAGUCUAGAAAAACACAGUACAAUUGUGACAGAGAUGGACCUAGUUUGCGAUCACGCUCCACUAGCUGAACUUGUGCAAACUUUAGUAAUGGCAGGACAAAUGGUUGGGGCAGCCAUAGCAUCUUCGCUCGCAGACAAAUUGGGAAGGAAGACCAUUCUUCUUGUCUCUCAUCUUCUGACAAUGGCUUUUGGUUUUGGUGUUGCCUUUUCACCAAACUACACAACCCUGGCGAUUUUAAAAUUUAUUCUCGGAGUUUUGCAACAGGGAAUGGUAAUGCCAAAUGCUGUGUUAGGAAUAGAAUUGUUCCCGGAAAGAACCCGCUUCUACUGCGAGGCAUUAGGUUUGUUUUUCUGGACAACAGGGUUGGUUAUCAUGGCUCCCAUUGCCUAUCUUUUGAGAGACUACAGUUGGAGAUAUCUUCAAAUAGCCCUGACCUGCUUUUCUCUGUUUAGUCUGGUUCAGUUUUGGGUUCAAGAUGAAUCUUUAAGAUGGCUUGUAGCAAAUGGGAAAAAGAAGGAGGCUGACAAAGUAAUACGAAAAGUGGCAAAAUGGAAUAAACUAAGUUAUGAGGAAUUGAGGAAGAUGGUGGAGAGAAAAAUGGCGCGUACCAAAACGGUCCCUGAACAACAGACAGAUUGUGAGAAAAAUGUUCAACACAGCCAGGAGUACGAUUCGCCUUUGCUUGAGAAAUACUCGAUCAUAACAAUUUUGCGGAAUAAAACCGUUCUUGCAAUAUCGCUGAUUAUGUGGUUUACAUGGGUUACCAACACACUCACCUAUUUCGGAUUAACUCUAACGUCGACAAAACUAGCGGGAGAUCGCUACCUAAAUUUCUUCUUAUCCUCUUUUGUUGAAUAUAUUGCUGUUAUUCUUGAAUAUAUUAUGCUUCGUUGCCUUGGUAGAAGAAGUAUUACAGUCGUUUUCCACGCCAUAUGUGGAGCUUCCUUAGCUUCAGCUACCUUAUUGAAUCACUUUGCAGGCAGUAACAGUGCACUUCAGAUGUUAUCAGUGGUAACAACAUUCAUUGGGAAAAUGGCAAUAACAGGGUCUUUUAGCACUCUUUUCUUAUAUACACCCGAGCUCUAUCCAACAAAUCUGAGGAACGUUGGCAUUGGGUUUUCUUCAGCCUUUUCAAGAAUUGGUGCGAUAUUAUCGCCGUUUGCUGGAACGUUGGCUGAAGCAAUACCUUGGGCUCCAGGAACAAUAUUUUCUGCGAUGUGUUUCACAGUGACAUUACUUAUUUUAUGUGUACCUGAAACACGUGGUUCUGAGCUUCCCCAGUCUUUGAAAGAAGUAAAAUUGUGGUACACCGAAAAUAGUGGCAUUCGCAAACGAAACAAAACAAUGAACACGAAGCUUUGAGAAACUUCGAUAUUUUAAGUGCCAUACCAUUGACUGAGGCUACUUUUUAAAACACAAGGAUCACUACGUAUUUUUGACGGAAACACAAGCUUUCUUUAAAGUAGGAAAAUUCUUAUUGUAGUAAAUGGUUGGAAUUUUUUUUUCUUCAGAAAAAAGUUCCUGACAUAAACUUAAUUUCACAUA
Molecule: messenger RNA, 1932 nt
Organism: Saccostrea echinata
Lineage: Eukaryota; Metazoa; Mollusca; Bivalvia; Ostreida; Ostreidae
Product: organic cation transporter protein-like
Exons: 11
Coding region: 52-1749 (565 amino acids)
Biological process (GO): transmembrane transport
Cellular component (GO): membrane
Molecular function (GO): transmembrane transporter activity
Source: RefSeq, a predicted model, not a curated record